Messenger RNA from Paramecium tetraurelia, 1370 nucleotides. RefSeq lists its product as uncharacterized. NCBI's taxonomy places the organism in Eukaryota, Ciliophora, Oligohymenophorea, Peniculida, Parameciidae. The record is from RefSeq and is a predicted model, not a curated record. Gene Ontology annotation, biological process: tetrahydrofolate interconversion; L-serine catabolic process; folic acid metabolic process. Gene Ontology annotation, cellular component: cytoplasm. The transcript is spliced from 5 exons. Gene Ontology annotation, molecular function: pyridoxal phosphate binding; glycine hydroxymethyltransferase activity; zinc ion binding.
AUGAAUAAUUUGCACUCAGAUUCGAGACAAACUCUUUAGUAGUAAGACAUAGAAAUUUAUUAAUUGAUUGAGAAAGAAAAGAAUUUGCAAUAAAAUAGCAUAAAUUUGAUUCCGAGUGAAAAUUAUACAUCUAGAGCAGUGGCUGAGGCAUUAUCUUGUGUAUUUAGCUCCAGAUAUGCUCCAGGACCUCAAGGAAGCAAAUAUGCCCCAUAAGUUGAAAAUUAUGAUGAAAUAGAGAAACUCUGUUAAGAGAGAGCAUUAACAGCAUUUUAAUUAGAUCCUCAAUAAUGGGGUGUCAAUGCUUAGAUGGGGAGUGGAUCUUCUGCUAACUUAGCAAUAUUUUUAGGUUUAUUGGAACCAAAAGAUAGAAUAAUGAGUAUGGAAUUUUAAUAAGGUGGUCAUUUUUCUCAUGGAUAUUAGAUAGGAGAAAAGAAGUUAUCAGCAAUUAGUAAAAUAUUUGAAGUCCUAUUUUACUAACUUAAUGAAAAAACUUAAGAAAUUGAUUAUGAUAAAGUUGAAAUAUUAGCUAAGGCAUACAAACCAAAGUUAAUUGUUGCUGGUUGUUCAGCUUAUAGUAAAUUAAUCGACUUUGGAAGAUUCAGAAAUAUUUGUGAUUAAGUUGGUGCUAUUUUAUUGGCAGAUAUAGCUCAUACUAGUGGUUUAAUGUCAGCUGGAGUUAUUCCCUCUCCAUUUCCUUAUGCAGACAUUGUUAUGACAACUACUCAUAAAUCCUUACGUGGACCAAGAGGCAGUUUAAUUUAUUAUAAAUUAUAAUACAAAAACAGAAUAGAUGAAUCAGUUGCCCCAGGAUUAGUAGCUGGAGCACAUUUCCAUACAAUUACUGGCAUAGCUGUAGCAUUGAAAGAGACUCAAUCUCCAUCAUAUAUCCAACUCUAGAAAGAUGUUGUGGACAACAAUAAACAUUUUGCAGCUGAGUUCUAAAGAUUAGGAUUUGAUUUGAUUGCAGGAGGAACUGAAAAUCACUUAAUAUUGGUAGACUUAAGAAAGUUUAAUGUUGACGCUGUUAAAAUGGAAUAUAUCCUCAGUUAAAUCAAUAUCUAAUGCAACAAACAGCUUGUUCCUUUUGACACGGUACCUCAGCCAAGAGCAUUAAGAGUUGGAUCAAUUCCAUUAUCAGUUAGGUAGGCAUCUAAAGAACAUUUCACAAGAGUUGCUUAAAUCAUAAAAGAAUCCGUUGAAUUGGUCUAAACUGUUACUGUUGAUAUUAAGAUAUGGGCAGCUGAAAACUAGGAUAAACUAAUACCCCUAAAGUAAAAGGUUGUAGAAUUGGCAAAUGAAUUACCAAUUCCUUGGAUGUGAAAUGUUAAAUUAGUAUAAAUUAAAGAAUAAUUAUUUACAAUUUUAUUUGC